Anisakis simplex (herring worm) is the source of this 444-nucleotide messenger RNA. Lineage: Eukaryota; Metazoa; Nematoda; Chromadorea; Rhabditida; Anisakidae. The record is from the annotation of a GenBank genome assembly.
GGUUUGAUCAGGAACGAUCAGGUGCUCAGGCAAUGCAAAGCAGCUUUCGAGAUAAACACGAAGUGCAUUGCAGAUAUUGGUGAUUCCGACGAUUUGUUGGACGAAGCGUUCACGGACCAAAAUGGAGAGUUUCGCGUUGAUGGUACCACUCGUGAAAUGACUACCAUUGAGCCGAUACUGAAGAUUUUCCACGAUUGCAAUGACGGUAUUAGGCAACAUAAACCAGUGUUUCUCGGAACAUUAGCACACGGCCUUUCAGCUGUUUACAGUGAACAAGUUCGAUGUUUAGCGAAUACAAGUUUAGGGGAUCCAUGCCAAAAACUUGUGCAAUUCGAUGUUCCCGAAAAAUACAUUCAUCGUGGUAAGGUCAACGAAUGGUUCGAUAUCGGUGAACUGAAUAUGGAAAUGACGUUCAGAAACGAGGGACGUGAAUGCAAUGUUUAG